Molecule: messenger RNA, 4484 nt
Organism: Lagenorhynchus albirostris (white-beaked dolphin)
Lineage: Eukaryota; Metazoa; Chordata; Mammalia; Artiodactyla; Delphinidae
Gene: DAB2
Product: DAB adaptor protein 2
Exons: 15
Coding region: 458-2767 (769 amino acids)
Biological process (GO): negative regulation of canonical Wnt signaling pathway; receptor-mediated endocytosis; positive regulation of endocytosis
Cellular component (GO): plasma membrane
Source: RefSeq, a predicted model, not a curated record
CCUUCGCUGGGCUCCGGGCGAUCGCCCCGCGCUGGUGGGGCUCCCAGUCCACGGGAGCCGGCUCCUCUGCGCGGCCCCAGCUCGAGUUAAUAAACAGUUAAGUUUGGAAGACUCAGCAGACACGUUGAGGGGGAGUUACCCAGCCCAGGCAGCAAAAACAUCCCGGCGCAUUCCUGGGGAGUCCUCAGCUGCCAGCAUCUGAUUAGAACCAUAUCUCGCCGGGAGUGGCCCGCGGCUCCGAGGCUCCCGGGCCGGCGGCUAUUUAAGCGCGGCCGCCGUGUCGGCUGCGCGGUAGCCAGGAGGCUCGGGCACCACCGGGAAGUCAUGCUCGCAUCGCGGAGGCGCUAGCUAGCCUGUGUCUGCAGCAGGUUAUGUUUGUUUGAGACGUCUCCAUCGGGGAUCGCUGGGUGUCACUAAGUGUCUGCUGGUGCUGGAGUUGGCUGUCUGCCUCCUUGCCAUGUCUAACGAAGCAGAAACGAGUGCAACUAAUGGUCAGCCUGACCAACAGGCCGCACCAAAGGCACCGUCAAAGAAGGAAAAGAAGAAAGGCACUGAAAAGACAGAUGAAUAUCUUUUGGCCAGAUUCAAAGGGGAUGGUGUGAAAUACAAGGCCAAGCUAAUCGGCAUUGAUGAUGUGCCCGAUGCAAGAGGGGAUAAAAUGAGCCAAGAUUCUAUGAUGAAACUAAAGGGAAUGGCGGCAGCUGCUCGGUCUCAGGGACAACACAAACAAAGGAUCUGGGUCAACAUUUCUCUUUCUGGAAUAAAAAUCAUUGAUGAGAAAACUGGGGUAAUAGAGCAUGAACACCCAGUAAAUAAGAUUUCUUUCAUUGCCCGUGAUGUGACAGACAACCGAGCAUUUGGUUAUGUGUGUGGAGGGGAGGGCCAACACCAGUUUUUUGCCAUAAAAACAGGGCAACAGGCUGAGCCACUAGUUGUUGAUCUUAAAGACCUUUUCCAAGUUAUCUAUAAUGUAAAGAAAAAGGAAGAAGAAAAGAAAAAGAUGGAAGAAGCCAGCAAAGCAGUAGAGAAUGGGAGUGAGGCCCUAAUGAGUCUUGAUGACCAAGCUUGCAAACUGAAAUUGGGUGUUGACCAGAUGGAUUUGUUUGGGGACAUGUCUACACCUCCUGACCUAAGUAGUCCAACAGAAAGCAAAGAUAUCCUGUUAGUGGAUCUAAACUCUGAAAUCGACACCAAUCAGAAUUCUUUACGAGAAAAUCUAUUCUUAACAAAUGGCAUCGCCUCCUGCUCUCUUCCUCGACCAAAGCCUCAGGCAUCUUUCUUGCCUGAAAAUGCCUUUUCUGCCAAUCUCAACUUCUUUCCCACCCCUAAUCCUGAUCCUUUCCGUGACGAUCCUUUUGCACAGCCAGACCAAUCGGCACCCUCUUCGUCUGAUUCUCUCAAAUCUCCAGAUCAGAAGAAAGAGAAUUUGACUAGCUCGUCUACCCCUCUGAGUAACGGGCCCCUGAAUGGGGAUGUUGAUUACUUUGGUCAGCAAUUUGACCAAAUCUCUAACCGGACUGGCAAACAGGAAGCUCAGGCAGGCCUGUGGCCCUUAUCAAGUACGCAAACACAGCCAGCAGUGAGAACUCACAAUGGGGUAUCUGAAAGAGAACAGAACGGCUUCCAUAUCAAAUCCUCCCUGAACCCUUUUGUGGGAAGCCCUCCCAAAGGACUGCCCGUACCGAAUGGCGUAAAGCAGGACUUGGAAAGCUCUGUCCAGUCCUUACCACAUGACUCCAUAGCCAUUAUCCCACCUCCACAAAGUACCAAACCAGGAAGAGGCAGAAGGACUGCUAAGUCUCCAGCAAAAGACUUACUUGCAUCAGACAUCUUUGCUCCUCUCGUCUCAGAACCUCCAGGCCAGACAUCUCCAGGACAACCUGCAACCAUACAGACCAAGUCCCUGGACCUCUUCAAAACAAGUGCUGCUGCCCCAGUAGGGCCCCUUGGGGGUCUAGGUGGUGUACCAGUUAUAUCUGCUCAGACAGGACCAUGGAGCCCAGCGCCCUUAGUCUUUAGUCAAUCCACUACAAUGGUCCCGGGCACUGUGAUGGCUGGUCAGCCUUCAGGAUUCAGUCAGCCAAUCGUCUUUACCACAAGCCCAGCUGUUCCAGGUUGGAAGCAGCCUUCAUCCUUUGCAGCCUCAGCUUCACCUCCAGCCCCUGUAGUCUGGGGCCCGUCAGCAUCCGUGACACCCAAUACUUGGUCAUCAACCAGCCCGCUGGGGAAUCCUUUUCAGAGCAAUGUUUUUCCAGCGCCUACUGUGUCAGCCCAGCCCCCUUCUAUGCUCUCCUCUCUCCUGGUCACUCCUCCUCAGCCACCUCCCAGAGCUGGCCCUCCGAAGGACGUCUCCAGCGAUGCCUUCGUUGCCUUGGACCCACUUGGGGACAAAGAAGUGAAGGAAGUGAAAGAAAUGUUUAAGGACUUCCAACUGCGGCAGCCACCUACUCUGCCAGCCAGGAAAGGAGAGCAGAAUUCCGCUGGGACUUCAAGUGCCUUCUCCAACUACUUCAACAACAAAGUUGGCAUUCCUCAGGAGAAUGCAGACCAUGAUGACUUUGACGCUAAUCAACUGUUGAGAAAAAUCAAUGAACUACCAAAGCCAGCUCCCAGACAAGGUGCCCUGCCAGUUUCCAAAUCUGCUGACAAUGCAUUUGAGAACCCCUUCUCUAAAGAUUCUUUCCGUUCAUCACCAGCAUCUAUGGCUUCUCCUCAAUCCACAUCUUCUGAUGUAUAUAGGGAUCCAUUUGGAAAUCCUUUUGCCUAACUUCUGAACUUGGCAUGCUGACUGUCCAGAGGAACAAAAAGGUUGGCCUUAGUAGUCAAGGACAAAGCUAAUAAGCAGACAAGUCCUGACCUCUGCCCUUGUUCUAGCUUUGACAUAUUAUCUGUUGCCCUUUCUUGCUGCCUCUUCCACUUGUAGAAUGCCUUCCACUUUCUGUUUAGCUAAACUGAAUCUAUGGAUUUAAAUAAAUUAAGAACCUAAACUCUCUAGCUCAAAUGUAAAUGAAGUAGUUUCCCUCCUUGAACCCUUGUUUAUUGUGUCCCUAGAACCUUCUAGAACACUGUGCUGUGUACCCUCUGGCUGGACAAUGCAGCCACCACAACCCCUCAGAUCAUACUGUUUUGAAUAAAUUUUAAAAUCCUUACGGUUCAGAGUGUUUCGGGGUUCUGUUUCAGAGCAUAAAAACCUAAAGAUUGUGGUAGAACAAGGCACCUUCUUAAACCUUGCUUCAGACCAUCACUUGCAGAGUAUUUUUAAAGUAAAAUAAAGUAAAAGUUCAGUUUCUCUCUGGGGACUUUGAACACAACUAAGAACGUUUUUAAAGAUAUAACUUCUCUUUCUGAACAUUAUUCUUCUCUCAAGGGCAGGAUUGUCCUUUCUCCAAUCUCUUGCUAGCUAUUGCAAAUGAGGGAAAAUCACUUUUCAUCUCUCCUCUUCUUUUCCCUCUGAUUCUCUUUUCAGUCAUUUUUACUCCUGGGUUUAUAACAUUACCUCUCUUUCACAAACAACAGAGUUUUAUGGGGCAAAAAAAAAUCUAAUGAUUCACAGAUCUGAAGCCUCUCUGCCUUCUCAGUAAUCUCUAAUCCCAGUAACUAGAAUUGCAAAUGGGCACAACCUUUAUCCUUUCUAUGGAAUAGGAGGCCAUCCUCCUGAGCUGAAGUUCCGGAAGAGCAGUUCAUGUUGAAGAAAAAUUGAACUCAACUCAGCAAAGAAGGACCGUGUUCUGAAGAGAAACACAUCACAAAGUGAAAUGUGAUAGUGCCAAACAUUAGGUGCUUAUUUAGGGUAAUGCCAGGCCUUUAUCAAGUAACUGGAAAGCUUUCUUAAUGCCACAGUCUUACAGUUAGUAGGAUGAUAAAUGGGAGAAGAAAUCUGCGGUGUUAUCGUUAAAAAUCUAACGCCUGCAAUAUUUUUCUCCUCAUAACCUUGGAAACCUUUCCAGUUCAUUUUCAGUCCUAUUGUCAGCACAGUUCAAAGGGUUUGUUCUUGCCAUAUGAGUUUUGUUUUGUUUUGUUUUGUUUUGUUUAUGUUGGGUUUUUUAAUGUUGUCUCUUGACCCCUAGUGCUCAGGUUCUUGUGGGUGUUAAUCAACCACAUACAAUGUUAUCUUUAGGUGGAAGAAGAGGAUGACUGCUCAGGAUCUAAACGAGAUGGUGGCCUCCUGAACCUCUACUGAUUAGCUCCAAGUAGUCCGAGCUAAAGGCCUGUGGUUUUACGUUGAAUGAUAAUAGCUGAUCACGUAUGGCAUCAUUUUCCAUCUGACUCCCCACUCAGUCAUUGUCAACACAGACUUGAAAUAGUAUUUUAUAUGUCCAAAUACCUAAAUGUGCUAACUGGAGGCAACUAUUUCUAGGGAAUUGAAUUUUUGAAAGUGAUGGACAGCCACACAAUUGUUUUGUACAUACUUAUUUUCUUGUGCACUUUUCUGUAUGCAAAGAAAGCUCUAAAUUUACUCAUUUCAAUAAACUGGAAUGGCAGAA